UUAACAGGUAAGAUGUUGAAAUAUAGAUGAAUUUUCUGUUAAGUUGGAAAACGUUUGUUAGACAACCUAUUAGAAGAGAGGCUGCCAUCACUGUCAAAGUUUACAGCACUGAUGUAUUUUCCAGCAUUUCUGUUGCUAAAUAGGCUGUGGUGUGUGAUAUUUGUUGUGUUCUCUGCUGCCAAUGCCAUACCAUUUUAAGUGUAUAUACCAUACAUUUUGCAUGAUGUUGCCUUUGUUAAGUUUAGAUCAUUUAGUCAGUAGCUUUAAGGAAACGAUCUUAUAUUUUAGAAGUUUGGACUCUCAGCUCUCAUCAACAUAAAUAGAACAAUUUUACAAAUGUCAUCAUAAUAUGUUAAUAGAAAUAGAUCCUUAAUUAUCAGUCAAGGGACACAGAAAGAUCUUGUUGUAAAUCUUGUUAUACUUGGCCCUGAUUGAUUGACACAAAUGCUUCAACAACUAAAUAUAAAUGUAACUGAGUAUAAAAUACAACAAAAUGCUUCUAUAUAAUGAAUAUGACGAUAAUUUGUCAAGAAAACAGAGUAUGAUCAUGUAGUGUACUUGAACAAAACAAGAUGAAAUGUGAUUAAAAAUAUCACUAAUCACGAAUACACAAACACAUUUCCCCACAGUGAGUUCGCAUUUACUGGAAGCAUUGCAUUUUGGGAGGUAAUGUCUGGGUGUAAUGUACAGGGCAUCAGGACGACCCAUUAGCAAAAGAGCUUUGUUUGAAAUGUGAUCGGCUACAGUCUGUCAUGAGUCAAUCAGCAUCCUCUGGGGACAUUUCUUCACCCUCUUCACACCCCUCACCCUCCUCACCCCUCACCCCUCUGUCCCAAACACACCUAUGACGGGAUGCUCUGUCAUCACCUGUUUAUGGGGCACCUAGCAACACAAAUAGUGGACACACAAGAUGACCAAUGAUUGAGACUUUGAAUCUUCUAAUUUCAAAUGAUAUUUUUACAAACAGAGAUUAAAUAAUAGGAAAAGGUUGACCUUUUGAUAGAGAAUAUUUCCAAAUAAUGUGUAUUUUUAUCAUGGCCCCAAAUGUAUUACUAUGGUGACAUUUUAAUUUAGUAAUAUCACUGUCAUCUACUAUAUAAGUAAUAAAAAAUAAGUGGUUGAAGCUCUACUAAACAUAGAGAAAUAGACUGAAUGUUGUGACAUUUUGUUUUAGCCAUAAAGUCACCUCAAAAUGAUCCUUAUGGAGAGAGAUGAAGUUCGAUGGGACAGAUGCUGCCUCACCAAAAUGUCAUCACUGCUCUAACACAAUAUGACCAUAUUUUUGUCUAAUUGUUGUUAUAGGUGCCUUGCUGAUGCUCUUAUUGUUGAUCAAACCCCAAAGUGUAUCCUCUUUCCCAUCAUGCCCUGCUUCAUGUGUGGUCUGUUCUGAGGAGGCUAUCAUCUGCCAAAGACUCACUUCAAUUAUUGCCGCUCCGCAGACAACUCAGGCUUUGCUGCUGACUGAGGGCUCCAUCUCCACAAUUCAACCGGGAGCUCUAUCGGACCUCAGUAACGUCACUGUCAUCAGUUUAAGCCACAACCGUAUCUCUGCUUUGGAUCUAAACUCCUUCAGAAACAUGCCUCUUCUCCAGACUUUACUAUUGGACCACAACCUUCUGACCCUCCAGGCUUUAGAAGGGGGAGCUCUGACUAAUCUGACCCAGCUAGAGGUCCUUGCACUGGGUAACAACCACAUCAACACGAUCAACGCUGACUUGUUCAAAGGCACAAGAGCUCUACGGAUUUUGAAAAUGGAGGGAAACCAGAUAACACGAUUGGAUUCUGGUUCUUUUCCACUGAUGGGUCUUCGUUUUUUGGAAAGUCUGGAUCUGUCUGAUAAUUUUAUUGAUUAUCUCGACAAAAACAGUUUCCGUGGUUUGAUUUCUCUAACAACAUUGGACUUAUCGAGGAACCGUCUCCAGAGCGCUCCCUAUGAGGCGUUCUCAUACCUGACGUGGUUGAACACUCUGAAUUUAGACCUGAACUUGUGGAACUGCUCCUGUCAGCUGCUGGAGCUGGCUACUUUCCUCUCCUCGUUCAUACAGGAGCCAGAUAAGACUUUGUAUAACGGGCGUAGGAUGGUGUGUGUCAGUGCUGAUAAUCCUGCAGUGACCACAGUUUUGGAGCUCACGGAGGCCAACUGUGUCCCAUCCAAUCAGAACAUCACAGUGAGAGUAGACACCAGGGGCAGCAUCACCCCUCAGCUCUACGUCCGGGAUCUCGCCAUCACUGGAGCAGUCUGCUUCGCUGGUGGUGUCGGUUUGACUUUGCUGAUAGUCUUGAUCUACUUUAAAAUUUCCAAGAAGAAGAAGAUACGAGAACAAAAAGACCAAGAAGAAGUCAAAGAAGAAGCAGGAAGCACAGUGUCCAACCACAAUAGAAACCAUAUUGAUCUGUCUGUAAAACGAAAGGACUUUAUUAAUGGGAAUGACACAAUGGACGCUCCUGUUGGACCUAGAACAGAAGGUAAUGGUGCUCAGUUUCGCUGUCCUGAAUGCAGAGGAGAUGAACAUGGCCAAAAUCCUGUCAGAUGGGAAAGAAUGAAUGGAAGAGUGGAAACUUUGGAUGACAGAGAGAGACAAAGGAUAAGAGUAGAAGAAGAUAGGAGAAGGACUGGCCCGCAGCAAAGAAUCAUGGGAAGGGAAGCAAUGAACAGGCAUUUAGUUGGUAAUAACAUUGACAUUGAAGAACAGAACAGACAGGAUUUGCUACAUUGUGGGAGCUGCCAUAGGACAUACAGGCCAAAUCAAAUGGACCAUAACGUAAGACAAACAAGAUUCCCUCCAAGAAGUACUUCAGUUAUGUACGGCUUCCAACAACAAAGACCUGGUGACUGGGGAAGGAACAACUUUGAUUUUGACUUGAGAAAUUUGAAAAGAGAAACUCGCAAUGUUACUUUUGCUUUGGACAGUCCAAGAAGAGGUCAAGGAGAUGACGGAGAAAGCGAGGAAAACACAUCUCCGAGACAGAAGGACGGACAGCAAGACAGGAGGAGCAAACUUCAAGCCAACAGGCCAAUUAAGGUUAAACUCAAUUUGAACCCUCUACGAAAAAGUAAAGUUCAUCCAAAAAAGAAAGAGGAUGAGAAAGGAAGUCCUAGAAAAAGUAAAGGCAAAAGUAACGACAAGGAUCGUCGAAAGAAGUCCAAAAAGUCUAAAGAUGAGAAGAAAGAAAAAAAGCCCAGUGAACAAAAUACAGGACAAGAAAUUGUAGCUCAAAUUAUCCCUCCAAAUCCGAUGGCACAUAUGCAAGGUUUCUUAGGGGCUCAGUUCCGGGGAGGGGGUAUGCUUUUGGGGAAUCGUACAACCAACCUACUUGGUUCAUCAGGACCUCAGUUACCUACCAGUAGUCUACCAUUCCAAGCAGGUAAUUUAAUGGCGCAAGGGAAGCCAAUGUUUCCAACAAGUGCUGUGGGCUCGAAUUUAAAUUUGAGCGGACCUAGUAUGGGUCCUAGUGGUACCCCUACAAUGGCACUCAUGAAUAGCCCGAAUCUAUCUUUAGCUGAUGCCAUACAGCUAAAUCAACCUAAUCUUAGUACUGGAUCUUUACAAGCUUCACCAGCUACUCUACAGGCAAACAUCACACAAGCUAGCACCACUACUUUACAGGCUAGUGCUAACACAUUUCCAUCUAAUGUUGUAGCUCUACAACCAAAUACAGUUGUGCAGUUUCGUAGCAGUAGUAGUAGUAGCACAAAACAAACCAGCUCUACCACUCUGCCUGCUAAUGCAACAUCUCAAACUAGCAGUACUGCAAAACAAACUAGUCCUACUACUUUGUCAGCCAAUUCUUCUUCGCAAAAUCUUCAAGCCCUUGCUACAUUAGCGCCUCCUUCUUCCUCAACCCCUUCAGAAGCCCAGUCCGGUUCAAAGUCAUCACCGAAAAGUUCACCAAGAGGAAAACCCAAGAGUGUCCAAGAACCAGUGCCACAAAGCAACAAUAAAACAAAUACAGGAACAUCAGAAACACCAUCAUCGCCACGUAAAGGAAGUCAAGUAUCAAACAUUACUGACAGUUCUCAAAAUGUGGUACUCCAAAAUACACCCACUGCAACAAUUGUUAAAAAUAUGUCAAAUGCAAGCUUGGCAGAGUCAGUACAUGGAGAAGCGAUGGGCAUUGUAACUCAAGAAGAGCUACAUACAGGGGGAAUAAUGGCUAUAGGUGGCACACAAGGAGCAGAUGUGUCCAUAUCAAAUGACCACCAUCCCACUGAGUCUAUGGACAACAUUGUAUCCACAACACUCAUCCAACAAGAAUACCUGUCUGAAGAUGAAGGCACUUCACCAAAAAGGAAACUAAGACUGGUGAUCCCAGAGAAAGCAACUAACAGACCUCUAACUGCACUGGAAAGGAAAAUACGAUGAUGUUUUAAUUGUUUUUCCAUCAACAAUCAAUCAUUAUUAAUCAUUAUUUCACUGUAGUGUGAUGUUCGGGGGAAGUGACACAUGGUUAAAUCUAAAAUAAUGUAACUCUAUGUUAAUAAGAACUACCUCUGAACCAUGCUAUUAUCUGGAUUGACAGACACAAACUGAAACAGGGAAUUGGGACACUGCAUUAAAGCUGAUACAUAUUGUGAUUGGUUAACAGAUAUAAUACAAUUAGAAAGUGUCAUUUUUACUGAAAUGUUAACAAAAUAUUUUUCCAUACAACUUCCUGUUAUAGGUUUCCAAUUGAGAGCAUUUCACUACAUAUUAUAUUUUGGCAACGGUCGCCAUUUUUCAUCUUUCUAAAACUCAUGGAUAUUGGCACAACAAACAAAAAUACACAGCAGGAUUUAGUUACUGUAUGAUGUUCAAUGUUCAUGUUCACAGUGUAACCUAUAUUUUAAAAUACAAAUGUAAUUAUAGUACAGUAAUACAUAAUAUUUUCAUUGUUCCAGGUAUGACUUUGAGCAGUAAUGAACCUAAACAGACAGUGACUUUGACCUGCUCACUGAGCUGUUGUAUUGAGUUUCUGUCUUGGCAUCGGGAUGGAUAUUCGCAGUGUGUUGGGUUACAGCUGUCUCCCUCUAAAUGCAUCUACUGUGGGUUCGACUUACACUUAACAAACCUUUAUUGAACGACUUUAUUCACUGAUUGCACAGGACUUGUCAAUACUGUGUUACAAAUCAUGUGCAUUUUCAUAAUAUGUUGCAGAAAUCAAUUAAGUAUGGAUAAAAUGCAUGUUUGAUCUUGUAAAAAUCAUUUUCACCUUGUAUAUACGUGGUACUUUUUACAUGUAUGUAUUUAUUUAUAGUUUUGUGUAUUGUUGUCUAUUUUUCUAUGGCUGUAAAGUUCAUUUAUACCAUGUUUUUCAAAACAGAUUAAACUGUAAUGUCACUGAAA
This is a messenger RNA of Boleophthalmus pectinirostris (great blue-spotted mudskipper), 5324 nucleotides long. RefSeq names its product leucine rich repeat containing 53 (gene lrrc53). The coding region runs from base 1314 to 4364 and encodes 1016 amino acids. The record is from RefSeq and is a predicted model, not a curated record. NCBI's taxonomy places the organism in Eukaryota, Metazoa, Chordata, Actinopteri, Gobiiformes, Gobiidae. The transcript has 8 exons. Gene Ontology annotation, molecular function: protein binding.